This is a messenger RNA of Theobroma cacao (cacao), 1730 nucleotides long. RefSeq names its product N2,N2-dimethylguanosine tRNA methyltransferase. Gene Ontology annotation, molecular function: tRNA (guanine) methyltransferase activity; RNA binding. Gene Ontology annotation, biological process: tRNA N2-guanine methylation. The record is from RefSeq and is a predicted model, not a curated record. NCBI's taxonomy places the organism in Eukaryota, Viridiplantae, Streptophyta, Magnoliopsida, Malvales, Malvaceae. Gene Ontology annotation, cellular component: nucleus.
ACAUAUAAGUAAAUAGUAAGACCCGGCUAAGAAUCAUUGAAGCCCAACAAUUUCCCGCCAUGUUAACAAUCAAUCCUAAAACCCUAUCCCCUUCUCCCUUUAUCCACAAAACCUUGAUAAACCCCAAAUAUUCCUCAACUUCACCCAAAUUCUCGAACUUUAACUCAUUAAUUCGCUGCAAAUGCAAUCAAGUAACCGAAAGGGGUAUCCUUUUUGACACCGGAGAGACCUUUUUCCGCCAAGAAAGCGCCAUAGGCCGGGACCUCGGUGUCCUCUCAGUAGCACUCUACAAGCAGUCCAAAGGCCAAUUAAGAGUCCUCGAUGCAAUGUGCGGCUGCGGAAUCCGAUCCCUUCGCUACCUCGUCGAAUCGAAGGCCGACUUCGUUUUAGCCAAUGAUGCAAACGAGAGCCACAGGAGGGUUAUUUUGGAGAACUUGGCACAAGUUGAGAGGUUUCAAGGGGAAAAGAAGAGAUGGGUGGUUACGCAUUGUGAAGCAAAUCGGGUUCUAACGGAUUGUUAUUUGCAAAGGGAUUAUUUUGAUUUUAUUGAUAUAGAUUCUUUUGGGAGUGAUUCGUCUUUCUUUCUAAGGGCUGCAUUUAGUAGUUUGAAGCUUGAUGGGUUGGUUUAUGUUACUUCCACUGAUGGGUAUUCAUCUGGGGGUCACCGCCCUUUUCAUUCAUUAGCAGCAUACGGAGCAUAUGUUCGUCCAAUGCCAUAUGCCAAUGAGCUUGGUUUGAGAAUCCUUAUAGGAGGUGCUGUGAGGGAGGCUUCUGUGCUGGGCUAUCAUGUUACCCCACUUUUUUCUUACUAUUCUUACCAUGGACCUGUUUUUAGAGUCUUGCUCCGAAUGAAUCGAGGGAAGCUACCUGACAACAGGGAUUAUGGUUUCAUCUGCUAUUGUUACCGCUGUGGAAAUUCCCAAGCAGUCUCAUGGAGUGAACUUGGUCGAAUCAGAUGUCCUUGCAGUAACUCAAAAGAUGCUGCAUCACUUGUUGUGUCUGGCCCUAUGUGGACGGGACCUCUUCAUAGUGCUGCUUACAUAAUGGAAAUGUUAAAUUUAGCUGAGCAGUGGGGAUGGGUGGGCAAUGGUGCAGGAACUGAUCUAGAAAAACUGCUGAAACGGAUGGUGGAAGAAAGUGACCCCAGAUUACCAUUUGGAUACAUCAAGUUGGAUGAGGUGGCAUGUCGUGCACAAACAAAUACUCCUUCCAUAAGGACUAUCAUGAACUCCCUUCACAAGGAGGGAUAUGCUGCAAGUAGAUCACACAUUGCCUCCAAUGCAAUAAAGACCGACUGUCCCAUGGCAGGAUGCAUCAGGAUUGCCAAGAUAUUACAUGGGUGCUGAAAAUUUCAAGUUUUGGAGGCAUUAAUCAUACGUCUAUAACAGUCCUGGAACUCGAAGCCACACCUAGUUCCUUUGCCUGCAGUUGAGAAGUGUGAUCACGGAUACCCAUUCCAAGAAGAAAAGACUUGGUUCCAAAUGCCUAGAACUUUGAAAGCUUGAGCUGUUCUAGCUUGUUUGAGUUUGGAUCAAAAUUUGCCAAUCUUGCCUUAUUAGAGGGGGCAAUGCAGUAUGCAAUAGGAAAAGAUAGAGCAAUCAAGUUUGAGCUGAGUUGUAAUCAUUUCAAAGAGGGAUGAAUUGGAUUUAGAUUCGAAUUCAAGCCAAACUUUGAUUGGUUUUGAAUGGGUUAGACAGCAUGUUUACACCUAAUCAGAUUUUUCACACCAA